UUACCCGCGCAGAUGAUCAGCUGAUCAUACUUUCCCGCGGGAGGGUUCCAUAUAUGUAAUACUCCUAUAUUGCUAGAAGAGUGUUGACCGUCAGCCCAAACAUUACGGUGCAGACGUAUAAUAGCCUCUCUCUCGCGAACGGCCCAGCUGAUUUGUGCGCAUGCGGUUACAUUUUUUAAAACACCAUUAGGCGCGAUUUUCACAUAACCUGUUUUCGUGAUUUGUGCGUGUGUGCGACGGUAAACAACGCAUAUUAUAAGCGUCCCAAGUGAGACAAACCAAAGAAAAAAUUUACAAUGGUGCGAAUUUGUUUUUUGUGUCAGAAAAAGGCAGCAAAGGAUGGAAAUUUUGCAAUGCACAAAUUUCCAAAAGAGGUGAGCAUUCGGGCACAGUGGUUACAUGCCUGCAAAUUAUCUGACAAGGACAAUGUGAUACAUGUACACAUUUGCUCCGAUCACUUUGUACCAAGUGAUUAUAAAAAUAGCAUAGGACUGUGUAGCAGAAAGUGGUUAUUGAAACCAGGAGCAGUGCCUUCCGUUAAUGUGCCAAAUCCUCCAGCUGCCGAAUUGCAGUUCCAGUCAACAUCUGAGAUUAUAAUGGACGAGACACGAUUAGUGCCUUCUAUUGAUGUUCCAAAUCCUUCAGCUGCCGAACUGCAGUUCCAGUUAACAUCUGAUUAUACAAUGGACGAGACACAAUCAGUGCCUUCUAUUGAUGUUCCUCCAGAUUUCACAUCAGUUUCAAAUGUAGGAGAACUGGAAUUUUCAACAUCCAAGAAUGUGAUGGAUGAGACACGUCACGAGAAUGAACAGAUGCAUACUCCUCCGAAGAAACGGAGAUUUGCAGAACCUCGGUUCAUAUCAGACAUUGUAAGCUCCGAUUUCUCAACACUGAAAAGGACUCGAAGAGUCAUUGCUAUGGUGAACAAAAUCCAUAAUAAAAAACGUAAUUUGAUCCACAAUCUGCAGAAAAAAAAUCGAGAGCUGUGUAAACGCAUUACCACUUGUUGUGGACAUGAGCGCAAUCUUUAGUUUAUCCUACAUUUCACAAAUUCAAAAAAAUCC
This is a messenger RNA of Solenopsis invicta (red fire ant), 1064 nucleotides long. RefSeq lists its product as uncharacterized. Lineage: Eukaryota; Metazoa; Arthropoda; Insecta; Hymenoptera; Formicidae. Bases 297 to 1031 code for a protein of 244 amino acids. Gene Ontology annotation, molecular function: sequence-specific DNA binding. The transcript has 5 exons. The record is from RefSeq and is a predicted model, not a curated record.